Molecule: messenger RNA, 1350 nt
Organism: Lepus europaeus (European hare)
Lineage: Eukaryota; Metazoa; Chordata; Mammalia; Lagomorpha; Leporidae
Gene: PACRG
Product: parkin coregulated
Exons: 9
Coding region: 206-1096 (296 amino acids)
Cellular component (GO): neuron projection; vesicle; cytosol
Molecular function (GO): Hsp90 protein binding; Hsp70 protein binding
Source: RefSeq, a predicted model, not a curated record
CCUGCCCUCUUCCCGCCCCUCGCCUCCCCAAACUCCCUUCACCUAGGAGCUGCCAAACAUCUGGAUCGACCUGGGCACCACGAGGGGUUGAAAUUCGACCAUUUACGUGCCUUUCCACAGUGUUCCCGACCUCCUGCUCACAGCCGCAAAACCCACUGACUGUUUGACCGCACUUUCGUAGGAGAACCAGACACUUUCUAGGAAGAUGGUGGCAGAAAAAGAGACCCUGAGCUUAAGCAAAUGCCCAGACAAGAUGCCGAAGAGGACCAAGCUGCUGGCGCAACAGCCGCUCCCGGUGCACCAGCCUCACGCCCUGGUGUCUGAGGGCUUCACAGUCAAAGCCAUGAUGAAAAACUCAGUCGUGAGAGGCCCUCCAACUGCCGGGGCAUUUAAAGAAAGACCAACCAAGCCUACAGCAUUUCGAAAAUUUUAUGAGCGAGGAGACUUCCCAAUUGCCCUUGAGCAUGAUUCGAAAGGAAACAAAAUAGCCUGGAAGGUAGAAAUUGAGAAGCUGGAUUACCACCAUUAUCUGCCUCUGUUUUUUGAUGGGCUUUGUGAAAUGACAUUUCCCUAUGAGUUUUUUGCUCGGCAAGGAAUCCACGACAUGCUGGAACACGGGGGGAACAAGAUUCUACCUGUCAUUCCACAGCUCAUUAUCCCGAUAAAAAAUGCCUUGAACCUCCGAAAUCGACAGGUCAUCUGUGUCACACUCAAAGUCCUCCAGCAUCUGGUCGUGUCGGCUGAGAUGGUGGGUGAGGCUUUGGUACCCUACUACCGUCAAAUCCUCCCCAUCAUGAACAUCUUUAAGAACAUGAAUGGCAGCCAGAGUUUGCCCAAUGCAGAACCAAGUGGUGAUCUUUUGGCCAGAACACAGCUCAGUUUGUUGGGAGCUAAAGACCCCCACACCUCCUCUUCAAAGUUUGAUGAAAUUUUGGUUAACUCGGGAGACGGCAUCGACUACAGCCAGCAGAAGAGGGAGAACAUCGGAGACCUGAUCCAGGAGACGCUGGAAGCCUUCGAGCGCUACGGAGGGGAGGACGCCUUCAUCAACAUCAAGUACAUGGUCCCCACCUACGAGUCGUGCUUGCUGAACUAACGCUCGGAGCAGCUGGGACAAGAGACGGCAGCCCCUGGUGCCGUGGCCGCGGGUCUCCUUACUUGUAACUUCUACAGCUUUCUUCUUCCAGCUGCUACAGUAGUGGCUUACGGGCCCUUGGGUUGUUAGCCCUAUUGAGAGCAAGGCUUUCCAAUACAUAAAUAGUGCCUGUUUCUUAGAUUACAAUAGCGUACUGUGCUCAUUUGUUCUGUGAGAAGAAUCGCUUCUUUAUACAGCUCGGACAGAGGCAGGGG